This is a messenger RNA of Echinops telfairi (small Madagascar hedgehog), 375 nucleotides long. Its product is annotated as 60S ribosomal protein L22-like. Gene Ontology annotation, biological process: cytoplasmic translation. The transcript is spliced from 2 exons. NCBI's taxonomy places the organism in Eukaryota, Metazoa, Chordata, Mammalia, Afrosoricida, Tenrecidae. The record is from RefSeq and is a predicted model, not a curated record. Gene Ontology annotation, cellular component: ribosome. Gene Ontology annotation, molecular function: structural constituent of ribosome; RNA binding.
AUGGCACCUAUGAAAAAGCCUGUAGUGAAGAGGUUAAAAAAAAAAAAAAAAGCUCUGAAGCCGAUCCUUGACUGCAUCCACCCUGCAGAAGAUGGAAUCCUGCAGGCGAUCCGUUUUGAGCAGUUUCGUCAAGAAAGAAUCGAGGUGAAUGGUCAUCAGGGUGGAGGGACUAUGACCAUUGAAAGAAGCAAGAGCAAGAUUACUGCAACCUCUGAGGUGCCUUUUUCCAAAAGGAACUUGAAAUAUCUCACCAAAAAAUAUCUGAAGAAGAAUCUAUGAGAUUAGCUGUGUGUGGUCACCAACAGCAAAGAAAGUGACGAAUUAUGUUAUUUCCUGAUUCACCAGGAUGAAGAAAAGGAAGAAGAUAAGGAUUAA